AUGAUUGCCCAUUUAAAAACCAUUAGAACUAACCAGUUUGCUGAUCUGCUGAGACAAUCUGAAUUGGAUUUUGCUGAAAUGGAAGGACAAGCUGAGAAGAGGUCCGCUGAUCGUACCGUUGUGCACUGCUUGCAGUGCCACAAACCCCAGGAAAACCUUGCUGCUCACCUGUCCAGAGUCUGCAUGAAGAAACGCACGCCCGAGGAGAGAGCGGCCAAAGGUUCAGAAAGCCAAGGCUUCGAGCAGAGAGUGGGUUCAGAUGAACAGGACCUGGGACUACAACCAGAUUGUGCAGACUGUGCGCUCCUGCCUGAUCACCGCUCUCGGGUCAUCAUGGUCAAGGACCGGUUGGUUCAGACGGCUCCUGGCAUUAAACACUGCCAGAAGAUCGUGAGAGUGGCGAAGCCGGACGUGCUCAGGAUCCAGAGGGACCUGCAGGCGGGCAGAGAGCUCUCCAACACGGACCAGACGCUCUACCGCUACUACUGCGAGGCGCUCUUGGUGUUUGUCCACAUGCAGGGUCCCAGAGCUGUGGAAGCCUUGACGGAUGCCGAGUGGGUGAACAAGACCAAGCUGGGUGACAGAUUUGUGAUCGGCGUACAGAGGGAGAAAACCUUGAGUAUGCAGAUCGCUCUGACCCAAGAGGAGGAAGCUUGCUUGGAGCUGUACUUCAGGCGCAUCAGGCCUGAGAACAUUCAGCCGGAGAAACUCUGCAAUAGUUUCUUUGUUUCGUCAUCCGGCGUGGAGGUUGUGUACAAGCUGGCUCCUUUCUCUGCCCAGUGUGUGCGGAGGGCUGUUGAGGAGGCUGCAGAAAAGCUCCCGGCGCAGCAACAGGAGGCGCUGCACCAUUACCUGGCCAUCAGCACUGGUGCGGUCCGGCCGCAGGAUGUCGUCGACGCAGCUCUGCUGCUGGAAUCAUUAGUCAGCACUUCUGCAGACGAGACUUCCUCGGCCACAAGCUGUGCAGCUGGACCAUCUGGGAAGAGCAAUAUGGCGAUAUGUUUCGUGGCAAUAUUUCCUGUUUCGCCGGAGGGUCAGCCGCCAUCCAAGAAGCAGCGCGUCGAAUCAGGCUUUCCAGAUGACCGCGGUUUUUACGAUAAGUGGCGGAUUACCCAGUAUGCCCAGAGAGAGCGAUAUCUGCUGUGUGAGUCUCUGAAUCCAUCAAUAGAGCAUUGA
Molecule: messenger RNA, 1176 nt
Organism: Pimephales promelas (fathead minnow)
Lineage: Eukaryota; Metazoa; Chordata; Actinopteri; Cypriniformes; Leuciscidae
Source: RefSeq, a predicted model, not a curated record